This is a messenger RNA of Cavia porcellus (domestic guinea pig), 1522 nucleotides long. Its product is annotated as heterogeneous nuclear ribonucleoprotein C-like. Lineage: Eukaryota; Metazoa; Chordata; Mammalia; Rodentia; Caviidae. Bases 359 to 877 code for a protein of 172 amino acids. The transcript is spliced from 6 exons. The record is from RefSeq and is a predicted model, not a curated record.
GCUCCCGUUCAGCCACGCGGAGGGUGGCCUGGGGCGCUGUCUGACCUCAGCCCCUCCCACACCGCCUGGCGCCUGGCGCGGCAUCCAGCCCUCCCACCCCGGCCCACCGGCUGCCUCUCUUCUCCUCCUCAGACCGGAAUCCGCGGCAGCCGUGCUUUCCCCGCCGCUCACCCAGAUCUCCUGGAGCCAAAAAAGGGGUGGGGUGGUGGUGGUGACCGAGAACCCCAUUAGUAUUCUGGGGACCCUGGCGGGAUGAAUGGCAGGGGUCAGCGUUUCCGGGCGUCCUCCGGGCUGACCCUGACCUGGCCACAAGGACCACAGUACCAGAAAGUUCUUCCAGAACUUUACCCGACCUAGUAUGGAUCCCUUUCCACCCCUCAGCAGCAGCUACGAUUUGAACUAUGAGCUGCACAGGGACUACGUCCCCUACAGGGUAUAUGGAUACCAGAGGAUCCCUCCACUCAUCAACCAGGUGUCCACUAAGUUCCGGAGGAGCUUUGUGGGCCUGGGGGUCAAGAGUGGCUACAGCCCCUACAAGGCCUCUAGGAGCAGACCCCUGCCCCCUGAGCAGAUAAAGCCAGUGCACACCGAGGAGCUGCACUCCAUCCGGGGGGAGCUGAGCCAGAUCAAAGCCCAGGUGGACAGGCUGCUGGAAAGUCUGGAGCACAUGGACCAGCACAGAGCCCAGACUGCAGGAAUAAAUGACAGUGACAAGAACAAGGUCCUUGGUAAUGAGGGCUGCUCAUGUAGAACUACGGAGGUCCAACAGGAACCCGGGGACCAGAGGGGCUAUCUGGAGACUGACAGCUCAGAGGGAAGCACAGCCACAGAGCAGGCAGUGCAAAAUCAAACAUCUGACCAGGAGGGCAGCCAGUAGCAAGUGAGAACACCAGGCUCAUCAGCUCCAUGUCUUCCUGCUUGGCGCCCUGCCCCUCCUUGUUUCCUUCCUGAAAGCCUCCAGGUGUUACCCAUGCAACCUGAGCACCCAUUCUAGCACCAGGACAGUGGAAGUGAAGGCAUAGUUCAGGCCGGAAAGCUUCUGUAGUGUUGGGUUUAGCUUUGCCAAUUGUGUCCAUAAACCUGGGGUUAGCAAUGCUGGAGGGAGGCUCUGAAUGGCCCAGCAGCAUCCUCACAAAGCUGAGGCCUAGAGUGUCGGAGGCACCCUGGGAACACAGGGAGCACCACCAGCCUCCUGAAUGCAGACACUCCCUCAGCGGCUGCCCUCCUUGUCCCAAGCACCACAGCUCACAGCAGCCAGCCCAGCUUCCUCCAGCUGGUGGUGAAGCACAUUCGUGAUCCUCCAUUUUAACAACCAGCUGUUUAAGGCCCACGGCAUAUGCCCCACCUAAGCCACUUGGCUUCCAGACUCUGUCCCUCCCCAGCCAUCCUUUAGAAGGGGAGUACCAUGUGCUGUUUCUACUUUGUCUUUCAUUAGUACACUAUGUAUUUCAGAUCUGCUCUAGGAAAAUGUUAAAUGUCCUAAGGGGGGGAAAAAAAUAAAAGAUGCACUUCUUCCUGGUCA